GACUAGUCGUAGUGAGAAGUUCGAUCUUUUUUCGCGUCUUAUGACAUCAGCCGUUUUCGUGUUGCCGUUUUUUGUUGUUGUGCGUUGUUUAAGUUUCUCUCGCGUUCGUCCUUUUUUAUUGGGGUUCCUUCCAGCAGCUGUAGUUUUUGUGGUCAUCCUUCGUUUGAAAUUGGUUGUUGUUUAUCAACAAUUUGCCGGGGAAAGUGAUUUGUGGAAUAGUGUUAAACUCCUCUAGUGGAAAGUGCCCUCAUAGGUCAAAGUUCGACAGUUGUAAACAUGUUCUCAACAUUGGGUUCCUACAUCUGGGGAGGAGAUUCGGAGCAAGUUGGGAGCCCGCUAGACGAAAUAAAGUUUACUAUCAACGGCAAGCCGUAUACCGUAAACUGCAAGACCGUUCCGGUGGACACGUCGCUAAACACCUUCAUCCGGAGUCAUGCCCAUCUUACCGGGACCAAAUUUAUGUGCUUGGAGGGGGGAUGUGGGGCCUGUAUCGUUAACGUUAAUGGCACCCAUCCGGUCACCAAGAUGAAAACUUCGUGGGCAGUUAAUUCGUGCCUAUUUCCGGUAUUUGCCUGCCACGGCAUGGACAUCCUCACGGUGGAAGGUAUCGGCAAUAAAAAGGCCGGAUAUCAUCCGGCCCAGAAGGUGCUGGCCCACUUCAACGGAACCCAGUGCGGAUACUGUUCCCCGGGGAUGGUCAUGAACAUGUACAGCCUGAUGGAGUCCAAGAAGGGUCAGGUUUCAAUGGAAGAGAUAGAAAAUAGUUUCGGUGGAAACAUCUGCCGUUGCACUGGAUAUCGUCCGAUUUUGGAUGCAUUUAAGUCGUUGGCCGUUAAUGCGGAUGAUAGACUGGUGGAAGCCUGCAAAGAUAUUGAGGAUCUCAAUAAAAUUUGCCCCAAGACUGGAAAUGCUUGCGCUGGCAAGUGUUCGGUAGCUGAGGAUGCUUCGAAAGUUAAGAGACCAGUGAAUAUGGUGUUUGAAGAUGGCACCGAAUGGCACAAAGUAUACUCUAUAAAUGAUAUUUUCGCCAUCCUGGAUAAAAUUGGGGAGAAACCGUACAUGCUGGUUGCCGGAAAUACCGCUCAUGGAGUUUAUCGACGAAGCGAUGAUCUGCAAGUUUUCAUCGACGUCAACUCGGUCGAUGAGCUCCAUAGUCAUUCCCUUGGUGAUGAACUGGUCAUUGGGGCAAAUGUAUCGCUUACCGAAUAUAUGGAAAUUUUAACCAAUGCAGCGGAAAAGAACGAUAAAUUUGGGUACUGCAAAGAGAUAAUGAAACACGUUGACUUAAUUGCCAAUGUUCCGGUCAGGAAUUCUGGAACGAUUGCUGGGAAUUUAAGUAUCAAGAACCAACAUCAUGAAUUUCCAUCGGAUAACUAUCUGCUGCUCGAAGCCAUUGGCGCUACACUUACUAUCGUCGAAAGCGGUGGUAAAACAUCAAGCGUGGCUCCCAAAGACUACGUCAUGAUGGACAUGACCAAGAAACUGAUAAAAAAUGUCAUCCUCCCUGCUCUGGAUCCUGCGUCGUUCCUGUUUAAAUCGUUCAAAAUUAUGCCCAGGGCUCAGAACGCUCAUGCUUACGUGAAUGGUGCUUUCUUGGUUAAAAUGAAUGCUGCCAUGAACAGCGUUGAAUCGGCUAGGAUUUGUUUUGGAGGCAUCAAUCCAAAUUUCACCCACGCAGAAGCAACGGAAAAGUUACUAGUCGGGAAGAAUCUAUUCGACAACGCAACCCUUCAAGCUGCCUUCAGUUCCCUUAAGGAUGAGGUUGAUCCAGACUGGGUGCUCCCAGAUGCUUCCGAUAAAUACCGCAAAAAUCUCGCCAUAUCAUUGUUCUAUAAGUUCGUCCUUAGUGUUGCCCCUAGCGGAAAGAUUACUCUGAAACCGGAGUAUGAAUCCGGUGGCACUGUUUUGACGCGUCCACUAUCUUCCGGAAAGCAAUCGUUUGAUACCGUUGAGAAAAAUUGGCCCCUUACCAAGAACAUUCCGAAGAUAGAAGCUCAAGCUCAGACGGCUGGUGAGGCUAAAUUCUCGAAUGAUCUUGCCCCACAACCGGGAGAGCUGUACGGAGCAUUUGUCCUAGCAACGGAAAUCAAUUCCAAAAUUGCUCAAAUAGAUCCUUCAGAUGCUUUGAAACUCCCUGGAGUGAUUGCAUUCUUCUCGGCGAAAGACAUCCCUGGCAACAACAACUUCAUGCCCGCGGGACUCGGUAAUCUUGAGGUGGAGGAAAUUUUUUGCAGCGAAGAGGUCAAAUUCCACAGUCAAUUUGCCGGUUUGAUUGUGGCCGAAACGUUCAACCAGGCACAGAGAGCUGCCAAAGCUGUUCGGAUAACAUACGAGAAAAUCAACAACAAACCGAUCUAUGCUACGUUGAAGGCUGUGAUGGACGUCGAUGCACAGGAUCGCUUCUUCGACGCACAAUCCAGCAAACGAGGCAAGGGCUAUCGAGUGAAGACCGAAGUCUGUGAUAGCAAGCAGGUGAAAGGGCGUUUUGAGAUCGGGAAUCAGUAUCACUAUACGAUGGAAGCACAGACGUGUGUCUGCGUUCCGAUCGAGGAUGGUAUGGAUGUGUAUUCGUCCACUCAGUGGAUGGAUCUUACGCAGCUGGCAAUUGCGGAAUGUCUGAAGGUUCCAGUGAAUAGUUUGAAUCUGUAUGUGCGACGUUUGGGAGGCGCUUAUGGGUGUAAAAUAUCCCGAGCGUCUCAAAUAGCUUGCGCUUGCGCCCUGGCUGCUCAUCUGCUGCAGCGUCCGGUAAGAUUGGUUCUGACCAUUGAGCACAAUAUGUCAUCGAUUGGGAAGCGAUUCGGUUGUAUAAGCGAUUACAGCGCCGAUGUCGACAAAACGGGUCACAUCGAGAAGCUGACCAAUAAUUUCGUGCAAGACUACGGAAUCACGAUGAACGAAUCAGUGCAAAUGGCUGCGACCGAGUUCUUCAAGAACUGCUACGAUAACAAAAAUUGGAAGAUUGUCGGGAAAGCUGUUAAAACAGAUGCACCCAGCAAUACGUGGUGUAGAGCACCGGGAACGACUGAAGGAGUUGCCAUGAUUGAAAACAUCAUGGAACAUAUAGCGCAUGAAAUGGGAUUGGACCCAAUAGAUGUCCGCAUGGCUAACAUGGCCAGUGAUAAUAAAAUCAAACAGUUGAUGCCGACUUUCCUGAAGGAUGUCGAGUACAACGACCGUAAGCGUGCUAUCGAUGACUUCAACGCCAAGAACCGCUGGAAGAAGCGAGGAAUUGCUAUCGUUCCUCUUCAGUACUGGUUGGAAUAUUUUGGUCAGCUCAACUGUAUCGUUUCUGUAUUUGGAGGAGAUGGAACAGUUUCUGUGACCCACGGUGGCAUCGAAAUGGGUCAAGGUAUGAACACUAAAGUCGCUCAAACGGUUGCUUUCAGUCUUGGAAUCCCCCUGGAAAUGGUCAGCAUCAAACCAUCCGCUACCAAUACUUCUCCGAAUGCUAUUGUCACUGGUGGCAGUAUGACUAGCGAAGCCGUUUGUUACGCCGCCAAAAAGGCAUGCGACAUGCUUCAGGAACGCCUUAGUCCGGUUCGCAAGGAGAACGCUCAAGCCGAUUGGCCGACCAUCGCCAAACUAGCAUACGUUCGAAACAUAGAUCUGUGUGCCGAGGCUCAGUGGCGGGUUGACGACGUCAAAGGGUACUACAUCUACGGGCUUAGCUGUGCCGAGAUCGAGGUCGAUAUUCUCACCGGGAACGUCCAGGUCAAGCGGGUCGACAUUCUUGAAGACACCGGAGAGAGUCUUAGCCCCGGAAUCGAUGUUGGGCAAAUCGAGGGAGCCUUCGUAAUGGGAAUCGGCUACUUUUUAACGGAAGCCCUGGUCACCGAUAGCAGAACCGGUGAGCUGGUUACCAAUCGUACCUGGACCUACAAACCGCCUGGCGCUAAGGACAUUCCGAUUGAUUUCCGUGUGAGUUUCCUCAGAAAUAGUUCCAAUCCGGUUGGGGUCCUUCGAUCGAAGGCCACCGGGGAGCCAGCAUUGAACAUGACAAUCGUGGUGAUCUUUGCCCUCCGGUAUGCUCUCAACGCCGCUCGAAAAGAUGCUGGGCUUCCGAACGAAUGGAUUCCGUUUGGUUCGGCGACGACUCCGGAUUUGGUUUUCCAGUUGGCCGGAAACAAUGUUGAGCAGUAUAUGCUGAACUAAGUUUUUUAGAUUAGUAUGAUAUUUAUGGUGCUGGAAUCGAAAUAUAUUCAUCCUUUCAUAAUUUA
This is a messenger RNA of Uranotaenia lowii, 4217 nucleotides long. RefSeq lists its product as uncharacterized. Lineage: Eukaryota; Metazoa; Arthropoda; Insecta; Diptera; Culicidae. The coding region runs from base 277 to 4152 and encodes 1291 amino acids. Gene Ontology annotation, molecular function: 2 iron, 2 sulfur cluster binding; FAD binding; oxidoreductase activity. The transcript is spliced from 8 exons. The record is from RefSeq and is a predicted model, not a curated record.